Diaporthe citri is the source of this 732-nucleotide messenger RNA. RefSeq lists its product as uncharacterized. The coding region runs from base 1 to 732 and encodes 243 amino acids. The transcript has 5 exons. Gene Ontology annotation, cellular component: cytoplasm; nuclear pore. The record is from RefSeq and is a predicted model, not a curated record. Gene Ontology annotation, biological process: nucleocytoplasmic transport. Gene Ontology annotation, molecular function: GTPase activator activity. NCBI's taxonomy places the organism in Eukaryota, Fungi, Ascomycota, Sordariomycetes, Diaporthales, Diaporthaceae.
AUGUCUUCCGCCGAGAACCCCGCGAAGCCUGUCGAGGAGACCAAGGCAGAGGAGACGAAGACCGUCACCUCCUCUGCCGUCUUCUCCAUGUUCGGAGGUGGCGCAAAGAAAGAGAAGAAGGACGACGAGGAGGACCGCGGCGAUAACUCCGGCAGCAACAAGGCCCAGCGCGACGCUGCCGCUGCCGCCAAGGAUGGCGAGGAAGGCGAGGAUGCCCCCGAGUCCGAGGAUGUCCACUUCGAGCCGGUGAUCCGCCUGACCGAGAAGGUCGAGACGAAGACAAACGAGGAGGCCGAGGAGCAGCUCUUCAAGAUGCGUGCGAAGCUGUUUGUCUUCAAGAAGGACGCACAGGAGUGGAAGGAGCGCGGUACUGGUGACGUCCGCCUGCUCAAGCACAAGGAGAACGGCAAGACUCGCCUGGUCAUGCGACGUGACAAGACCCUUAAGGUCUGCGCCAACCACUACAUCGUCCCGGAGAUGAAGCUGUCCCCCAACGUCGGAUCUGACCGAAGCUGGGUGUGGAACGCCGCCGCCGAUGUGAGUGAGGGCGAGGCCGAGGCCGUGACUCUUGCUAUCCGCUUCGCCAACUCUGAGAACGCCAACGCCUUCAAGGAUGCCUUUAUUAAAGCCCAAAAGGAUAACGAGGCGCUCUUCGACGCUGACGCUCCCGCCGAGGCGGUCCAGACGAAGGAUGACGAGCCCAAGGAGACCAAGGAGGCUGAGGCUGCCUAG